This is a messenger RNA of Sardina pilchardus (European sardine), 1633 nucleotides long. RefSeq lists its product as uncharacterized. The coding region runs from base 2 to 1093 and encodes 363 amino acids. The record is from RefSeq and is a predicted model, not a curated record. The transcript is spliced from 6 exons. Lineage: Eukaryota; Metazoa; Chordata; Actinopteri; Clupeiformes; Clupeidae.
CAUGGUCCAACCGGGACUGAAGAGGAGGACUAGCAUAGCAUCGACGACUACAGCAGUGAGUUGGAGAAAUAUGGAUCAAGUUCAAUACAAUUUAUUCAGGAAGAGUAAGCGGGUAAGCUUGCGUGAAGAGGACAUGACGGUCCUCAAGUUGAGCAGGAUCUUUCAGGUCUCCGUUGACAGUCUGUACCUUACAGACGACGCCAAUGUGGCGAUAUUUGCCAGCGAUUCGUCAGGAAUGUUCAGCUCACUGGACCUGUGUCCAAGGGGGCAUUAUGAAGUCCACGGGGAGGACGAUGUCGCCGCCCCAGGAUCAAGUACGGGGCAACGCUUUGCCUUCUCAAGGACUAGUACAGUGACCAGUGGCUCACUGCUGGGUGCCGCUGCUCUCCCCAGAGCCUCAAACAAAACGUUUCAAAGAUCCGUGUACCUCGCUGAGGCUCUUAGCGGCAAGCUCAGUGUGAGCCGGAUGGUCAUGGUGAGAUUUUCGGAAGCUGAGGCCUCUCCUCAGGGGAUCGCUGCCAAAGUGAAGGAAGCCAUUGGGAGUCCAGAGAAUUUGAUUUUGACGGAUUCUCAGGGGAAUGCUAUUGUGGAAUCGGAGGGAACAACAGGGUCACCUUAUUGGAGACAAAAUGCCAGAAAAGUUCUUGCUGUCCCAGAAAAAGACUUCACAGACCUGCAGGGCACCAAGAGGAGGAGAAUGAGCCGGAAAAACGAAGAGGUUGGAGGCAUUGCCGAGGUCACAGAAAAAAUUGAAGAGCUGGUUCUUGCAUCUCAGAGUCUCCCGGAUGUUACAUCAGCAAUCAGGGAGCUCACCGAUCUGGCUGCAGUUAAAAGACUGACCCUGACUCAAUCACAGCUACAGGCCAUUAAGCAUGGGUUCUCUUGUGCUAUUUGCUUGAAGUUGAUGACAGAGCCAAUCUUCACGCAGUGUUGCCAAACCCUCAUUGGCUGCAAAACUUGCGUGGAGGAGUGGCAUAGGAACUCCGACACCUGUGCAAAAUGUAGGGGAAGUGUUGAAGGAGACAGCAUGUUUGAAGUUAAGGGCCUAUCAGAGGCACUGUCUGUCCUGAGGUCUCUUUUUGAAGAGGAGUAAUAUGUAUUUGUUUACUCGCAAACAAGUAUUUUUAUUUUGUUUACCGAGUAUCGAGUGAUACAGAGUGUUUUUAUUUUGAUUUUAUUUUGUUUACCGAGUACUGAGUGUUUGUUGUUUUUAUUUUGUUUUAUUCUUUUUACGUGGGUCAGAGUUCAUACGCCCACUGCCACUAAUUCCACUCAUUUACAUUCUUAUAUUUUUUACAAAUCCCAACACAAAUGUUUACACAUUGCGCCGAGUUGUGGUAAUGAGAAAGAGAAGCGCCUCUUUGUAUGGUGUGUAAUCAUUGUUGACUGCUCUAGACAACAGUUCAGAAAUGUCAGAAUAUUGUUCUGCAAACUGGUUCUCAGCCAUUAGUUUGUCUUCUUCUGUUAAAAAUGGAUCUACUCCAAAGGUAGAUUGUGGUGUUAGGGUGGAUCCAAGCUGCUGUCUGUAAAGUUCUGCUGCUUCAGCUGAGUGAGGCAACAGCUCCUGUGGGAUUUUUUUGGGACACCCACUGCCAGCCAAGUCGUUUGGUGUUCCUUUUCCUGUAAAAUAAAG